AUGGCGCCAAGUUUCGAUCAUCUCCCAGAUCCAGAAGAGGAUGAGUACGAUGAGGAAGAGCUCGACAUUUCCGAUUUAAGAGAACGUUUCGAAGUACAGCUCGAGCAAGGACUCGAUACUUUCGUUGUUAUCGAUGGCCUCCCAGAAGUUAACGAAGAUACUAAGCCCAAGUUGAUCAAAUUUUUGUUGAGAAAAUUGGACUCUGUUGGUCAGACGAAGAAGGACUCAAUACACAUGCCCAUCGGACCAGAUGGCAAGUCGCACAAAUUUGCCUUCGUCGAAUACUCUUCCCCUGCUGAAGCUAUUGCUGCAUGCAAAGCCCUCGAUGGCGUGCCCCUCGACAAGAAACAUACCCUUCGAGUCAACAAAUUGACGGAUAUUGAUCGCUAUGGUCGGGAAGGACGCAUUGACGAGAAUUACACACCUCCAAAAAUCGAAGAGUUCACCGAGAAGGAGCACUUAAGAUCAUGGCUUGCGGAUCCAGCCGGACGUGGACGGGAUCAAUUUGUCAUGUACAAGGAUGACAGAGUACAAGUUCUUUGGAACAACGAGAAGGAUGCACCAGAAAGUAUCGUCGAUCGCCAACACUGGACUGAAUCAUUUGUACAAUGGUCACCCCAAGGUACUUUCUUGACCUCGAUGCAUCAACAAGGUGUGCAGCUCUGGGGUGGACCAUCUUGGACUAGACAAAAGCGUUUCGCGCAUCCUUUCGUCAAUCUUGUCGACUUUUCGCCAGGAGAGAAAUACCUUACAACAUGGUCAAAUAGACCAAUCACUAUUGGAGAGGAAGGACACCCAGCUUUGUCUAUUGAUGACGAUGGAAAGAACUAUGUCAUCUGGGAUAUCGAGACUGGUUUGCCAUUACGUUCUUUCGCCAAUCUCGAUUUACCAAGCAACAGCGUUGAUGCAGACGGUAACCCUAUCAAGAGGAAGAUACAAUGGCCAGCGUUCAAGUGGUCAUCAGAUGAUAAAUACGUUGCGCGUUUGACUCAAGGCUCAUCGAUUUCUGUCUAUGAGUUACCUAAAAUGAACCUUCUAGACAAAACCUCGAUAAAAAUUGACGGUGUAAUGGACUUCGACUGGGCACCAGCAACCCCACACCGUGAGGGUGUCAAGACCUAUGAGCAACUGUUCUGCUACUGGACUCCAGAAAUUGGUAGCAACCCAGCCAAGGUUGGAUUGAUGAGCAUUCCAUCUAAAGAAGUUGUCCGAACAUUGAACCUCUUCAGUGUGACCGACGCAAAGCUCCACUGGCAAUCAGACGCAUCAUAUUUGUGUGUCAAGGUUGAUAGACAUUCGAAGUCUAAGAAAUCUCUCGCAACCAGUUUGGAGAUCUUCCGCGUUAAAGAAAAGGGAGUCCCUGUUGAGGUUGUUGAUUCGAUCAAAGACACCGUUAUUAAUUUCGCUUGGGAGCCUAAGGGUGACCGCUUUGUUAUCAUUACAACCGCAGAAGUCGUUGCAGCUACAGCCGUUCCACCUAAGACAUCCGUAUCCUUCUACUGCCCAGAGAAGAUCAAGGGCAAUGGUGUCGGUAACUUCAAGCACAUCCGCACAUAUGACAAAAAGAACAGCAAUGCCAUUUACUGGUCUCCAAAGGGUAGAUUCGUUAUUGUAGCCACAGUCCACUCGCAACAAAGUUUCGAUAUGGAAUUCUAUGAUAUGGACUUUGAGGGCGAGAAACCCGAAAGUGAUAAGGACUUGACAGCCAACUUACAGCUUAUGAAUACCGCAGAUCACUAUGGUGUAACAGAUAUCGACUGGGAUCCCACAGGACGCUUCGUUGCUACCAGUGCCAGUAUUUGGAAGCACACCAUGGAGAACGGCUACCAUUUGUACGACUUCAAGGGUGAGCAGCUUCGCGAAGAACCAGUUGAGAAGUUCAAGCAAUGGUUGUGGCGUCCUCGACCACCCACUCUCCUCUCAAAGGAGGAACAAAAGCAAAUCCGCAAGAAUCUCCGUGAAUACAGCAAGGUAUUCGAUCAAGAAGAUGCUGACCGUGGUGCAUCCGCCGAUCUUGCUGUUGUCGAACACAGACGCAGACUCUUGGACGAAUGGCUUGCAUGGAGAGCAAAUAUGGAGGAGGAUGUCAAGGCCGAUAGAGAAGACGCAGGUCUUCCCCUUGACCCUCUGGAGCCUCUCAAAUCCAAGAUGGCAAGCGGUGAUGAAGGACAAGCUAUUGAGAUUGAAGAAAUUGUCGAGGAGAUUGUUGAGGAGACUGAAGAGAUUAUAUCAUGA
Messenger RNA from Botrytis sinoallii, 2235 nucleotides. RefSeq lists its product as uncharacterized. The transcript is spliced from 3 exons. The record is from RefSeq and is a predicted model, not a curated record. Gene Ontology annotation, cellular component: eukaryotic translation initiation factor 3 complex. Gene Ontology annotation, molecular function: translation initiation factor binding; translation initiation factor activity; RNA binding. Gene Ontology annotation, biological process: translational initiation. NCBI's taxonomy places the organism in Eukaryota, Fungi, Ascomycota, Leotiomycetes, Helotiales, Sclerotiniaceae. Bases 1 to 2235 code for a protein of 744 amino acids.